GCCUUGUUUAUGCGCUGUGAUUACUAGCUAAGAAAACUGAUAGGAUAGCUCGAUCUAUAGCCGCCCGGUUCUCAGCCGAGUACCCAGGUAGCAUGUGCAUAGUAAACAGUGAGCCGUUCAUGUCUUUCACAUGUUGAGGGCUUACACUCUUACUCAUUUCUAUCACUUCUAAAAGUGUCUUUUGACGAUUUGCAGCUACGAUGCUACUGGCCGAAUUUUUCAGAUUUGAAUGGGGCGAGAAAGAGCUGCCUAGGGCCUCAUCCCCACCCCAAUCGCCAUCCCAGUCUGUCAAGGCUGCAUCGCUCACAUUAUGCACAACGGUUGCUGCUCUUUCUAUUCCUGCACGUAAAGGCUGGGACAGCCGCUUCGAUGACAUAGAGGAUGCAGAAGCCGAUUCGCAGAACGAAAAUUUGGGCAGCAUCGAAUCAGCCAUCCAUGAACAGGCCAAGCAGCAAGAGAGGGUACAUGGGGCCAGUGAGAACAACAAGUGUCCAGCGGACCGCCUUCGACAAGAUACAGAUGAUCCCAAGCUUGAAGAAGAAGCACAGGGAUGGGCGGAAGCUUAUCAGGCAUCCGCAGAUGCAGAAUAUCGUGUUGCAGGAAAAGUACCAACUUUGGAAGCAAGUUUGGGGUACUUCAGACAGUAUCCGGUCAAAUCCUUCCGUCACUGCCCCCUGGAUCAGACGCAAGCUUCGAUUCGUCUUGUGCACCUACUUCCAAACUUAUCGCCCGACGGGUUGAUUCAAUGCACAAUGUCGCAUGCGUCUUUGAGCAGAACCUAUGUGUGUCUGUCAUACGUCUGGGAGAUUCCCAUUCAGGAGGCCCCCGAACGACCAAAAGAUCCGAACACACGAUUUAUAUAUAUCAACGGACAACCCUUUCGUAUCACGCAGAACCUUUUUGAGUUUCUUCGAAUGGCACGACAUAAUGCCGCAAGGACCAAUUGGGAUCUGAAACAGUUUAACUUGUCAGUUCCGUUCUGGAUAGACGCUAUAUGUAUUGAUCAGCAAAACAACAGUGAAAAAAAUCAUCAAGUCAAGCAAAUGGGUAAGAUAUACUCACGUGCCCAGUCCGUCCAAGUUUGGCUCGGUGUCGCGCCAUCAUUUGACUCAGACGAUGGCAUGCUGCAGGACCUACCAGGAGUCGGUGAAUACCAAUCGCGCCUCGAAAAGUUUGUCUACCACUGGACUCGGGCUAUUCCAAAAAGAGAUGGGGGCCCUUUUCUAGACAGCGACUGGGAGUACGGCGUGUAUCUUUUUCGGUUUAUCUUCCAGAAUCCCUACUGGCAACGAGCAUGGGUAGUGCAAGAAUUUUUCCAAGCGAGCAGACUCAUGAUAUGGAUAUAUACGUAUCCUUUGGAUAUGAUGUAUCUUCGGCGCAUGAGGAACUGUCUCUACGGUCUAGGUUUUGCAUGGGAUUCCCUACACUAUCAGCAGUACCAUAGCAGCAAGCUCAAGAGCCCUACAGCAUUGAACUUGCUAGAGGCUCUGUGUCGUUUUCAGGACAAACUAUGCAGAGAUCCACGAGACCGCGUUUUCUCCCUGCUUUCCCUCUGCCCAAAAGAGCAGUCUUCGAUCGCGGUCGACUACAACGUUCCGUUGAGUCACUUGGCGUACACAAUACUAUCCUCCAAAAGGAGCAGAGUCUGUAUCUGUACAGCUGCUGUGGUAGCUGACGCACUCUCUGAGAAGACCUUGGGAGGCCAUUUGACACCACAACGUAUACCAGACGACCCCUGGAUCGAGUUUAACAUCAAGAUCUCUUCUUCUGAAGACUACCCCCUGAAAUCGGUAGACUACAUUUCUCAGUCGCAAUGCAAAAGUGCAAAUCUGAGGCUUGAUAUAUCCGGUUGGACUCCAGCCGAGAAACGGAUGUACUGUAUGCCCAGGGCGGGCACAAGGAACGCUGCCACCGUGCGCGUGCCGUUAUUUAGGCUACCUCCGAUAGUAUCCCUCAAUGGAUCUGUGUGCCACCCCGGGCCAAGUAGUGGAUUGGUUCGUCUGAGUUGGGGAAAAUCCGAGGAAGUAUCGAAGUAACAACUUUUCCGUGACGGCCAAUGUGUGAAUGCACAACCAUUUCGGGAUGUGGUUAUCCAAGCUGUAGGAGAGGACGGGCUAAUUGUACGUGCCUGGUGCGAGGGGCGAGUGAAGACAGUUGCUCUCCUACCCCCAAGGCUUUCCGUGGUAGUCAACGUAUAGCUAUUCGAUUCAAUCUGCUAUGCAUAUCUCUUACAUUCACGAUACCCUAUUCAGCAUCUUAGUCUUACGCAGAGAAGCUACUCUUGACACAUAGUAGUUCAUGUCGUGGCAGCGCGCGUAGGAACAGAGGUGGAGCGGCUCAAGUCGCCCCGUGACACUCAGCGGAGCACCGCAGUCCAUGAGAGCACAUGAGCCGUGACGAAGAACCUGGGCCCUCGACGAUGCGACGGGAGCAGUAUCAUGGUCACCCGU
Boeremia exigua is the source of this 2450-nucleotide messenger RNA. RefSeq names its product heterokaryon incompatibility protein-domain-containing protein. NCBI's taxonomy places the organism in Eukaryota, Fungi, Ascomycota, Dothideomycetes, Pleosporales, Didymellaceae. The coding region runs from base 201 to 2036 and encodes 611 amino acids. The record is from RefSeq and is a predicted model, not a curated record. The transcript has 2 exons.